UUCUCUGACAGUACACUGUAAUUCUCUCUGUUUUCUUCGACCCCGGUCAGGAUGAGAACAACGCUGUUCAUUGUUUAUCUCCUUCCUGCGCUGACAGUGAUCGCACAGGCAAGCCCAGCAGGGAGCAACGACCUUGUGGUCUCUCUGAAAAAUGGCAGAAUCAGAGGGGAAUACGUGACGGUGAAAGGCACAGAGAAGAGGGUGAAGCAAUACCUGGGAAUCCCCUUUGCCCGACCCCCUGUGGGGCCGCUCCGUUUCGCCGCUCCUCAGGAUGCAGAGCCCUGGGAAGGGGAAAGAGAUGGCACACGUCACCCCCUCAUGUGCAUCCAGGAUCCGCAAAUAGCUGUGAAUGUUUCCAAGACCAUGUCAAUGCAAUACACCCCACCGGACAUUUCAGAAGACUGUCUGUAUCUGAACGUAUACGUUCCUCCUGACUCAACAAGUGCGGACAAACUGGCGGUGAUCGUGUGGAUCCAUGGAGGAGGUCUGUCCAUGGGUGCAGCUUCCCAGUAUGAUGGCGCUUCAUUAGCUGCCUAUGAAAACGUAGUGGUGGUUAUCAUUCAGUAUCGCCUCGGCAUUCUGGGGUUCCUGAGCACUGGAGAUGAACACGCUCAGGGCAACUGGGGUUUAUGGGAUCAGCUGGCUGCCCUGAGAUGGGUGCAUGAAAAUAUCGAGGCCUUCGGUGGUGAUCCACAAACUGUCACAGUGGCUGGAGAAUCUGCAGGAGGCAUCAGUGCGUCUAUACUGACUCUGUCUCCACAAGCAAAAGGACUGUUUCACAGGGCGAUUUUUCAAAGUGGAGUGGCAACACUUGGGACUUACACUACAAGCCAUCCUUUGGGUUAUGCCAAGAUUGUUGCCAACAUUACUGGAUGUGACCGCAGCACUACAGAGGAACUGAUCCAGUGUAUGAAGGGAAAAAGUAAAGAUGAGCUAGUUGAUGCGACUAAAAAGAUGAAAAUUUACCUGGGAGCCGUGGUGGAUGGGGUGUUUCUGUCUGACACAGCAGAGGAACUUCUCAAGAAGAAAGAAGUGCUGAAGAUUCCUGUGAUGAUGGGAAUAACCAACCAUGAGUUUGGAUGGAUCCUACCUCAGAGCUUUGCCCCUCCUGGCUGGGAGCAGGGGAUGAACAGAGAGUCUGUGCUGGCAGUGGUGAACAUGUUCAAUCCUACAGGGGCCUCCUUAGUCAACGGCCUCAUCGCAGACGAGUACCUGAAAGACGCUAAGACCCCGGAAGAGAUCAGGGACGCAUUCACCGAAAUCAUAGGAGACCUUCUGAUGACGCUGCCUGUCGUCAAGGUGGCCGGAUACCACUCAGACGCAGGUGCUCCUGUUUACAUGUACGAGUUUGUACAUCGUGCAGAGAUACACAAGCACACUAGACCCAGCUUCGUGAAGGCGGAUCAUGCGGAUGAUGUGGGCUUCAUGUUUGGUGGAUGUUUCUGGAAUGCACAUAUAAAAAUCAUAGGCAAUAUUACGAAGGAGGACGAAAGACUUUGUAGGACCAUGAUGGCGUACUGGGCCAAUUUUGCUCGUACUGGCUCUCCCAACGGCCCUGAUCUGCUCAACUGGCCUCAAUAUGACAAGCAGAAGCAGGAGUACAUAGAGCUGGGUCUGACGCAGACAGUGAAACAGAAACUGAAGGAGGACCGGGUCCAUUUUGCGACUGUUGUACUCCCUCAGAAGCUGGAACAGUUUGCAGCAGCAGCCAAAUCUGGAAACUGAUCUCUGCAAGCUGUCACAUUGUUUGUACUAGUCCCGAGUUUUUGAGAGUUUUUAAUGUCUCCUUGGCAAAACUAAGUGGUACAAUGUUAAUUACUGCCUGGAGACCUUUAUCUCUGUUUUAGGAUGGAUUCACUGUGCUUCCUUUCAAAGUCAUUGUAAUUCAAUGCGUGUACUCUGUAACAUAGCUAUAAUUAAAGGAAAUCCUUUCACUGCA
Molecule: messenger RNA, 1939 nt
Organism: Larimichthys crocea (large yellow croaker)
Lineage: Eukaryota; Metazoa; Chordata; Actinopteri; Sciaenidae
Gene: ces3
Product: carboxylesterase 3
Exons: 13
Coding region: 52-1725 (557 amino acids)
Source: RefSeq, a predicted model, not a curated record